Messenger RNA from Acanthopagrus latus (yellowfin seabream), 7764 nucleotides. Its product is annotated as formin-2-like. Gene Ontology annotation, biological process: actin nucleation; intracellular transport. Gene Ontology annotation, cellular component: cytoplasm; endoplasmic reticulum membrane; nucleus. Bases 702 to 5234 code for a protein of 1510 amino acids. The record is from RefSeq and is a predicted model, not a curated record. Gene Ontology annotation, molecular function: microtubule binding. The transcript has 20 exons. NCBI's taxonomy places the organism in Eukaryota, Metazoa, Chordata, Actinopteri, Spariformes, Sparidae.
AAUAGCCUUCGUGAAUGAUACGUAUUUUUGUGAGUUAAAGCGAUGUUAUGCUUUUGGGAAGCAGCAUCCUGCAGUGACAGAGAGCUGCAUAGGAGGUCUGGUUACUGGAGCCUCGCCCACAAUUAGCACUAUGGGUAAGAGGCUCUACAGCAGGGUGUAUAUUUCAAUCCCCUCUUCCAGUCCCAGCAUCUUUAUUCCUCUCAGGACCUCUUACCCCUUUUUUCCAGCAGGCUUGGCUUAGUAUCCUCAUCCCAGUUGCUCUCCAUCUCUCCCAAUCUGCCUCCCUGUCCGCUGUGCAUGUAGUGCCUGCGUCACUCCUUUCAGCAGAUGGAGAAGAGGAGGAGGAUGAGGGGGAGGGGGAGGGUAAGACAGAGAGAGAAAGGGGAGGAGGAAAAGGGGAGCUGUAUCCCUCUCUUACAUUGGCGUCAACAUCACUGCCAUGCCAGCCUUCGUCACCGGAAAACGACGAGGAAGAUCAACGCACAACAGAGCUGGGGGAAUAAAACAAUAUCAGCAGCAGCAGCAGCAGCAGCAGCAGCAGCUCCUCCUCCUCCUCCACCACCACAAGACGUGCAUCCACAGAUCAGACUAAAAGGACUCUGCCUUUCCUGGGCAUCUAAAAGCUUCACAAGGCAGGAGGAGCUCUCCCAGGCAUGACCUGAGGAGGAGAGGCAGGAAGCCGUUGGACACUCGCCGUCAACAUGGGCAACCAGGAGGCUAAGCAAAAGAAAGCUGCGUUAGCGUCGGGUAAUGGAAGCUACCCUUCACUGGAUGAAGGAUGGAGAGAGGGAGGAGGGGAUACGACAAAAAAGGGUGGAAAGAAACAUGGUAAGCAUGGAGGUAAAGGAGCAGGCAGCAGUGGAGGAGGAGGAGGAGGGGGGAUGCAUUGCACAGGACCAGGAAAGAAGAAAAACAAAUCUGAGUCCAAGUCCUCUGUUUUCUCUAUCCGGAAAAGAAAGGGCAAUCUGAAAGGGAAAGGAGAUGUGUGCUCAUCGGUGACAGGCUCAAAGGAGGACGUUUUAGCAUCUCAACAUGAUGAACUGGACAGCACAAAAACACCCGAAAUGUCUGCAGAUGAGCUCGGACAGUCGGACACCGAGGGUGCUUUCCCUGAGAAGAAAAAGAAACCGGGGCAAGGGAAAAAGGAUGCAAAUGGAGGAGAACAGAAGCAGGAGGUGCAGCGGAAAGCCUCGACAACAGCAACAUCACCCACAGAGGAUGGAGGGCAGAAGGGAGGGAGCUCGGGGUCUGAUACAGAUAUCUACAGCUUCCACUCGGCGGCUGACCACGAGGAUUUGCUAGCAGACAUCCAGCUCGCUAUAAGGCUCCAGCACCAGCAGCAUGGGGGGGUUAACUCGAUUGCAGAAGCGCAGAAAGGGCAAGAGUUGAACUGGGGAGGAGGAGAGGUCAAAGGGAAGCAGAGUAAUGGGGUAGUUAAAUUAACUCCUCCUGAGGUGAUUGACCUGACCCCGGAGGAAUUAGAACUGGGCUCCGAUGCUCUGUCGUUCCUGGAGACGGGGACCCUGUCUGGCUCUGUCAAGCACUUGGACCAGCCGGAAACACUACACAUCCCCCUCCACACAGAGGUGCACGAGAGCAGGGAGAAGGAGAAGGAAGAGGAGGUUGUGAAGCAUCCGGAGCUAAAUGUGACGGGGCAGGGGAAGAGGGAGAGAGAAGCCCCUCUUUGUGUUGCCACAGGCACAAAAGACCAGCAUGCUUGGCUGCAGCAGCCCCCUCACACAGACAUCACCAUGGCUACUGCGAGGGGGGCAGCAGUCAGCCCGGUCACCAUGACAACCAGCCGUAACAGCUUCCCUGUUCUCACAUACGACAGCAAUGGGAAAAUCUCAGGGGAGGAGGAGGAAGCAGGGGGUGAAACCCGGCAGGAGGAUGAGAGGGAGCCUGAGGUGGAUGCGGAUGUCAGUCUUCCACCUGCAGACAGCCAAAACAAAAGUCCUGAUCCCACUGAGGGGCUGAGCUCAGGGACCGUGUUUGAAGAAGGUGAGGGUCACUUGGGCUCGGGUACCAGUGCAGAGUCCCUAGAGGACUGCCUGAGUGCUGGAUCUGAAUCCAACCACUCUGCCGCUGCCAGCACUAGUGCCUCCCCCUCCAGUCAACAGUGCAGCAGGAGCAGUGUGUGCUUCGCCACGCUGCCUCCCCAGGAUAGCCCCACGUCGGCCAAACGACUCCUCAGGUCCACCCACUCUUCCAACUCCUCUAGCCCCGUUGUGAAACCCUACCCUCCCAUCUUCCCCUCCUAUAUCAAGACCACCACCAGACAGCUCAGCUCCCCAGGACAGUCCCCAGCCCUGUCCCCCUCCCACAGCCCCCUGUCCCCGCGCAGAGCCCACCAUCACCUCCACAGGACUAUGGCCGACGGUCACCAAGUUCGUAGGCAGCGCUCGCGCAGCCUCGCGGGGACUCUGAGUCGCUCAGCUGACUGGACUGAGGAGCUUGAGAGGAGGCUGAGGAGCAGAGAGGAGGAUGGAGGAAGCCCCGGAGGUUCAGGAGAAUAUCUGCUGGGCUACAGAGGAGGCGGCAGCCAGCCCAUCUGUGCUACCAGAAGAUCCUCCUGUGGACAGGUUUCUACCUGCGGCUUCCAGGACAUCUUCACAGGUCGAACUCUGCUGGAGAAGCUGUUCUUGCAGCAGCAGCAGGAGGAGCCGGAGGAAGCUGAAAGGCUGUGCUCCAGAAUCUUGGCCAUGGGUCUCCUGCUGCCGUUCACUGACUGCUUCAGAGAGCAGCUAGGAGGCAGCACCACCCACAUCAGCACCACAGCAUCCACCAAGUUUCAUCAUGACCAGUUGUAUACAUGGGCAGCAGUCAACCAGCCAACACACUCUCUGGAUCCUCUGGAGGUGAAGCUACCAGGGCAGCUGAAGGGCCCCUGGCCUCCAGCCAAGCCAGGAGCAGACAGUAAGACUGGACUCAAAUCCACAGAGGCGGAGGACAAUCGAGAACACCAUGCAGCCGUCUUGGGUUCAAAGCAACAACAAAAGGAGAGCCAAGAGGUGGAGUGCGUUCUUCCUUCCACAAAACUGAAAGAAAAACACGUCAACGUCAUCCAACAGCUGGAACAAACCAUAGAAGACCUCAGGACUAAGAUAGCAGAGCUGGAGCGACAGCCCCCUCUGCUGGACAGAGACGGUGUGAAAGCCCCCCCCUCCACCACGGACAGGGAGUGUGGAGGGGAGGAGAGCUUGCUGAGGGCCGUGUGUGACGCUCACCUGCAGACUGAAGCGGCGGCCACGCUGGGCUGCCUGGAGGCCAAGUCUGUGCAGACCUCACCCAUGGAUGACAGCUUUAAGUUCAAAGUGCCUUGUACUGAGCCGGGCGGAGACAAGGGCGUCCCGCAGCCUCCACCCAGGCAGGAUGGCUUUCCGUGUUCCUGUCAGCUGCAGCCUCCUCCACCUCCUCCACCUCCCCUUCCAGGAGGAGUUCCACCUUUACCAGGACAGACUGUGGCACCUCCUCCUCCCCCACCUCCUCCUCCGCCAUUACCAGGGGGCUUGAUGCCAGCUCCUCCACCUCCUCCACCUCCACCCCCAUUACCCCCUGGUUCAGCAGUUCCUCCACCUCCACCCCCACCUCCUCCUCCUCUUCCUGGUGGCAUUGCUCCGCCUCCACCUCCUCCUCCUCCUCCACUCCCUGGUGGCCUUGCUCCACCACCUCCUCCUCCUCCUCCUCCUCCUCCUCUUCCUGGCGGCAUGGCUCCACCUCCCCCGCCAUUACCAGGAGCAGGAGGCCCACCUCCUCCACCACCACCUCCAGGCUGUGGACCUCCUCCUCCUCCCCCGCCUCCACCAGGAGGCACGUGUGUUCCUCUGGCUCCACCAGGGGCUCUGGGCUCCCUGCCUCCUCCUCUGCCGCUGGGCCUGUACGCUCUGGGUCUGACGCAGGAGAAACCACCCAGGAAGGCUGUAGUAGAGCCACCCAGACCCAUGAAGCCCCUCUACUGGACCAGGAUCCAGCUGACAGCCAAAAAGGAGGCUCCUUCUCCAACAGUGUGGGAGAAUAUUGAGGAGCCUGACGUGGACUUUGAGGAGUUUGUAGAGUUGUUCUCCAAAUCGGCCGUGAAGGUGAAGAAGCAGCCGCUCUCUGACACCAUCACCAAGUCCAAGGCCAAACAGGUAGUGAAGCUCCUAAACAACAAGCGUUCUCAGGCAGUAGGAAUACUGAUGUCCUCCCUGCACCUCGACAUGAAAGACAUCCAGCAUGCCAUCCUGAACUUGGACAACACAGUAGUUGACCUGGAGACCCUGCAGGCCCUUUAUGAAAAUAGGGCGCAGCAGGAGGAGCUGGACAAGAUUGACAAGCACAUCAAGUCCUCAAAAGACAAGGAGAAUGCCAAACCUCUGGACAAACCUGAGCAAUUUCUCCACCAGCUCUCCCUGAUCCCGAACUUCUCUGGCAGAGUGUUCUGCAUCCUCUUCCAGUCCAGCUUCUCUGAGUGCAUGUCGUCCAUAACGAGAAAACUGGACACACUGCAGAGGUUAUGCAAGACGCUGCAGGACAGUGAGACUGUGAAGCGGGUUCUUGGUCUGAUUCUGGCCUUUGGUAACUUCAUGAAUGGUGGAAACAGAACCAGAGGCCAAGCUGAUGGUUUCAGCCUGGACAUCCUGCCCAAACUCAAAGAUGUCAAGAGCAGUGACAGCAUGAAAAGUCUUCUGUCUUACAUUGUUGCAUACUACCUCAGACACUUUGAUGAGGACGCUGGCAGAGAGACGUGUGUGUACCCACUCCCUGAGCCUCAUGACCUCUUCCAGGCUUCACAGAUGAAGUUUGAAGACUUUCAGAAAGACCUGACCAGACUCAGGAAGGACCUAAGAGCGUGUACAUCUGAGGUUGAAAAAGUGUGCAAGGUUUCAGACGAGGAUAACCUGCAGCCUUUCAAAGACAAGAUGGAUGACUUCCUUGCGCAAGCUAAAAGUGAACUGGAGGCCCUGGAAGCUCAACUCAGCAGCACUCACAAACUGUUCCUGGAGCUCACAGUGUUCUUCUCAGUGAAGGCCAAGGCAGGAGACAAGGAGGUUACACCCAACACUGUCUUUUGCAUCUGGCACGAGUUCUCCUCUGACUUCAAGGAGCAGUGGAAGAAGGAGAACAAAGUCAUUCUCAAGGAGAGGUUAAAAGCAGCAGAGGAGUGUUUCCGACAGGCCAAGGAGAAAUCUGCCUACAGCGUGAAACCCAAACAUGCCACUGGCAUCAAAGCCAAGCUUGGCAUGAAGAUUUGAAUCAGUGGACUUGGAGCGAUUGUCAUCUCGACUUUGGGCACCAGCAGUGAGUCAAAAGAGACAAAAGAGUACUAAUAAGACAGAAGAGAAAGAUGAAGGGACAGUUGAAAUGUGAACUUGUGGACUGAAGGUGCAGCUGAGCCUACUCUUGUUGUUGAAUCCAUGUAUUUAUUUUUUCAGUUUUGCUCUGUCAGCCUGUUGCCUUAUGUUGCAGUCCCCUCCAGCGGUCAGAUCCCUCAAUCCAACACAGUGAUGACUGGAUGCUGCUGCAGGGCCACCAGACACAAGGAAUCAUCUCACAACAGCUCUGACACAUUAUACAGUACACAUCAGCCACAUCAGCUGUACUAACAGCAGACUGUCUGUGCAGGCCAAUACGCCUACAUUUAUAAAAUAAUGAAUGUGUGACUUAUCAGCAGGAUGGUGAAGGAUAACAGUAAGCCUACAUCGUUCAAGGAGCAAUAAAAAUGUUGAGCACUUACUCCCUGUUUAUCUCCAUAAACAAACAUCAUGCUCAGUAAGAUGCGAUGUGAUGAAGACAGCACUGGAAAACCUUCAGUGCUACUGAAAAAAAACGAAAACAGGUUCUGUACAGAGGUACAUAUUUAUUGACCCCUGGGGGCAGCAAACACACCUUUGGCAGGUGUAAAUGUGCGACGACAGCAUUGAUGCUGUCAUGUUUUUUUGAUGAAUCAAGACAGUUGUUUGUCUUCAGAUAUGGUCAUACUAAAUUCAGGCUCAAAUGUUAUUUUCAACACUACAUGAAGAAUGCAUGCCCCUGCUUUUAUCUCCUGCGUCACCUCCAGCACAUGAAUGCAUAACUUCCUGUGAAUUGACUGUGUGUGUGGGUUGUCAUUUUUGGGAUUGGUAUCUUAGACUCUACACUAGCAACAGUGAAUAACAAUGUGGUAACCGAAUUUACCGUCACACCAUAAAUAGAAUAUCGGACCCAUUUUUUUUCAUAUCAUGAAUUCAAACAGUAAAAUGAGUUUAAUUAUCUCCUCACCCGCGUCCUGAUGGAAAGUCAGGUGAAGCUUCAUAGUGCACGAAACAUUUCUGGAGCUUCACAGCAAAACAGCUACAGAAAUGUUUUGUGGAAGAAGACACUUCACCUGCAUAGCGGUGAGGAGUCGGCAAUGGGUUACCUUCAACGUAAGAAACCCAUUGCACUGGGCUUAGAACAAUGGAACGCUCAGAAAGAUGUGAGGCUGUAAGACAAAACUCUACUAGAACAAAACAUGUUUAUCUGCAGUAACACUGAUUUCUCUGGCCGAGCACAAAAAUGCAGACACGUUUCCUGUCAUCAUUUGUUUGUUGUAGUUGAAAAAAUAAAACAAAAAUGGUUUUGGAAAACAGCUUUUAUUUCACACAUAUACUGUUUUGAUCCAGUUGCAAAUCACCCCAUGCAGAAAUGCUUUUGUUCUAUGCUAUAUUCCAAGGCUGGCCUGUAUGUUGUUAGUUUAGAUUAUUCCCCCAUAAAUGGUGAUAGACAUGCAAUACACUGGACAAUUGCAACCCAAUGGAAGUGGCACUUCUUUAGCAUACAACGGAAUGGCUGUUAAUCAGUGGUUACAAAUCUGCCUAAUGUUAGGUUGUCAUCUUAUAUUUUCUACAGCCCUAAUAUUUUGAUAUUCUCCAAAAGAUUUGGUCAUCAUCUGAUAUCGGCACCAUUGUUCCAUAUUAUGUGUUUUCUGAUUGAACCAUUUAAAAGAUUAAAUAUUUUGAUCAAGACUGUGCAGCUUUUGAGAGGCGGGCCCGCUUGCCUGUAUAAAUAUCUUGAAAUAUCAGCAGCCAUUGAAGUGAAAAAAGGACAAGUGUGACUGGAAUUGAUUAGCAGCACUUGUGGACACAUAUAUUCUGGUGAUCAUGUACAAUUAUGAGUGAGAAUUUCAAACUGAUGUGUUGAAAAGCCACAGAAAUCUCAGUUAUGCCGGACGUCAGACAUGAACUUCUACACACUACCACACAGCUGUCCGGGAUUCUACAUCCUGAUUGUCUAGUCAGAUUUAAUCAAACUCAGUAUGCAUUUUUACAGCAGUAUUGAUGGGCAGGAGACAAAUGUCACUGUAAACUUACAUGUGUAAUUUUAAUGUAUGUGCAAUGAUAGGCCAUGUCAUAUACUACAUUUAAGUGUGUGUGUGUGUGUGUGUGUGUGUGUGUGUGUGUGCGCGCGCGCGCGUAUGUGUGAAUGUUCUCAUCGUCUGGUUGAUCACAUCUUUAUGGUUGAAUGCUACGUGAUGAAGGAUGUGUUUAGUGCAUUGGAUUACUGCUAUGAUAUUUUGUUGCAGAACUAAUGGCUUUAUCAGUGUAAAGUAAUAAACUGUUUGAAAAAAGAAAAAAGAUGAUUGUGAGACACAUUUUGUGUUUCAUUCACUGAUGUCCUCUCUUGGCCAGCAUGAUACUGUCAACAGGAACUUGAAUAUGUUGUAACAGUUUCAUGUGCAAUAAAUGUUUCUGUAUACAUGUAUAUGACCGAGGAUGCAUUGGAUGAUGGGAGCAGUGUAAUUUAUGUAAAAUAAAGAAUCAUUAA